This is a messenger RNA of Trametes versicolor FP-101664 SS1, 1210 nucleotides long. RefSeq lists its product as uncharacterized. The record is from RefSeq and is a predicted model, not a curated record. Lineage: Eukaryota; Fungi; Basidiomycota; Agaricomycetes; Polyporales; Polyporaceae. The transcript has 2 exons. Bases 10 to 1116 code for a protein of 368 amino acids.
GAGCAGCCUAUGGAUCCCAACGCGCAGCCUCUUCCUGCAACACCCUCGUCCUCGCGCAAGCGUUCGCGAGAAAACGAGACCCCAAGUCAGAGGCACAAACGAGAGAAGGCCGCAGAAAGACAGCGUCGGAAGCGCGAGCGCGAUCGCCAGGCCGGCCUCCAGAACAUCCUCGCGCUCUCCCAGCAGCAGCAAGUGCAGCAGAUGCCCCCGCAACAGGUCGAGGUCCCGCCCCCGCCCCCGCAGUCGAGCAUGUCCGAGUACAAGGGCGAGGACCUCAGCCCCGAGGAGAUGGCGAAGCGGGACCGGGUCAGGGCCGCAGCGCGGGAGCGGCAGCGCAAGCACCGCGCGCUCGUGAAGGCGAGGAAGCUGCGCGAGCUCGGGCUCGACAUGGGGAACGAGAUCCUGCCCGGGAUGGAGGAGGUGCAGUACCGGAUGAACGCCGAGGGCCAGUACCAGGCGGUCAUGCCGCACGAGAUGCCCCCACACCCGCACGCGCAGCCGCACCCGAUCCACGAGCCGCCGUUCCCGCAGGGGCAGCCGCUCGGGGGCCAGACGUUCGCGUCGACGCUGCUGCUGUCGUUCUCGUGCGCGCCGCUGCUGAAGCAGCACCUUUUGCGGACGCUGUCGAUGACGAACGAGGAGCUUGCGUCGCUCGAGCCCAUUAUCGCGCAGGCGUGGGAUCACUGGGAUCAGCAGCGACGCAUGCACUUCGCGCACGCACCGAAGGCUCCGGACGGUUCUGCGCUCGGAGACCCGAACGCACCUUAUGGCGGCAUGGGCGAACACGUUCCCGGACACCCCUUCCACGAUCCUGCGCAAGCCAACGACUUUCGGGCACGUUUCCACCGCCCCUUAGUCGCCCCGUCUCCGUUCCGCUCGACGAUCGUAAAUGGGUCGGGUCAAGAACACCCACAACAAGGCGCUGCCUCCGCGUCUGCCCCUCCCGGCGGUCCUGCGCCACCACCACCUCCCCCAAAUGCCCUUGACGCUGCAUUGUCGGCUGUAGCGUCAGCAAGCGAACCCCGACCCCUGUCGAAUCCGCCCACAAUCGAUCCACAACUAGGGCAGGCGCGAGAUGAGGCGGCAGGCGUGGCGGGGAAGUUGGAGCGGUCGUGAGCCAUCGAAGAUACCUUGUCUGACCUUGUUAGUAGUCGGUAUGUCCGCGUACGACUUUGUAUUGUUUUGUUCUCGGACUACUUGUAAGGUUCAC